Messenger RNA from Trichoderma harzianum CBS 226.95, 1720 nucleotides. RefSeq lists its product as hypothetical. Lineage: Eukaryota; Fungi; Ascomycota; Sordariomycetes; Hypocreales; Hypocreaceae. The record is from RefSeq and is a predicted model, not a curated record. The transcript has 6 exons. The coding region runs from base 15 to 1691 and encodes 558 amino acids. Gene Ontology annotation, molecular function: DNA-binding transcription factor activity, RNA polymerase II-specific; zinc ion binding. Gene Ontology annotation, biological process: regulation of DNA-templated transcription.
UCGACUAAUAGCCGAUGGAUAAAGCGACUUUAGGAAAGCCAUAUGCCCCUCGUCGCCGAACAGGAUGUCUAGAGUGUCGGAAACGUCACAUACGAUGUGAUGAGGUACAGCCAACAUGUGUGAAUAGUGGAAACUGUUCACGUUCAAGAGUGCAGAGAGUUUGCAAGUACGCUCCCACGAUCCCUCUGCGUGAUAGGAGGGCCGUGGACAAAGCAUGCCGACCAUGGGAACAGUUGGUGUUUAUGACGAUCACACAUGCAGCCAAGCACUCAGAUGAAACAUUUCUUCAUGGAAAGAUUGGUGUUAUUAUUCAUGGAGCAUUAGAUCCCUUCCAAUUUCUCGGCAUAGAAAUGGCAUUUCAAUCCAAGGAGCUUUUUCAGUAUUUUUGCCAUAUAGACCACAGUAUGAACUCUAUAUCACAAGAUAAAACAUCCCCCAGCUUUAAAUCCAUCAUCAACGAUCCUCAAGCGCUACGCCUGACCCUUUUGAUUGCGGCGCUGCAUUUUGAGUGGACAACUGGGAGCAUGCAAUCUUUCGAAUCAACCUUCCUGUUCCACAAAGUAAAACUGAUCCACAUGGUCAACAAGUGGAUCACAGAACGACAGCCUGAACGCACGACUUGCAUUAUCAGCCAGAUAGCCUCACUCUGCUUUAUCGAGCUUUGUCUAGGUCACGUCUUUAGCGCAAAGGCCCACCUAGGCGGUAUGUUGAACCUUUUGAAAGAACGGAAACGACACUGGCAGCGAUUACCAGAGCAAGAUGAGCCUCUAUAUGAAAGUUCGAAAGAAGAAGAGUUCAAUCACCGAUACUACUUAUUAUUACAUUCUCUCUUCACCCGAAAUAUGACUAGACUACUUAACAGUAUGUGCUGCGGCGAGGUUUCACAAACUCAUCACGCCGUGCAUUCUGAGAAGCUUCUAGCCUUGGCAAGUCGGCUGGACCAUGUGGAGAAGAAUUGCGAUCUCUCGCUCAAGCUUGAUGCCUUAUGCUUAAUGCCAUUCCUUUCACGAUCCCCACAGACAGGGACAAUCUCGCCUUGGAUUGAUGGCACAGACACGGUUCGUGACCUGCGAGACCUGACAGACAGUCUUGACAUGAUCCGAUCGAAGCGAAGCUUCUCCGCAUUAGAAAACGAGUUUGCCUCGGCAUGUGCAAAUGGAGUUGCGUCAAAGCUACAUGUUCAAUAUGUUGCUUCACAUAUCGCAUCCAUCUCGCCGAAGGUGUGGAGACAAAUGUCAACAGAGGCAGUAAAAGUACUGAAGUCAACUUGGUGUGGCUUGUACGGCGCCACCAGCUUAUAUCUACACUACGUACUAGGACUUCGAAGUUGCUCAGAGGAGACGUUGGACGAUUACGUUUUUCAUAUUUUGAGAGAUGCUCUGAUCCGCCAUUUCGCGAAAACGAAGGAUUGCAUGGGAGCGGAUGGGUGUCUACUAUUUUGGCAAAUAUUCCUCGGUGCAAUUAGCGUGGAGAUCAGAUUCCGGCGAUCCGCCUCCAUGAGCUCAGAACUCCAUACUCUCAAUUCAGAUAUGUCAGAGUUUUUCGACAAAGGUAUUCGACGGUGGAGUCAAGCUUGUCAUAUCAGACAAUGGGUUGAUGCUAGAGCUACCCUUCAGAAGAUCUCGUGGCCGAUCAUAUAUGCCGACGAACACAUAGCAAAGGCGGUUUGGGAACGAGCUCAUUUCUCAUAGUUUCCGCUCGAUGGUCAAUAAAUCCCCCC